Molecule: messenger RNA, 2211 nt
Organism: Brassica rapa (field mustard)
Lineage: Eukaryota; Viridiplantae; Streptophyta; Magnoliopsida; Brassicales; Brassicaceae
Product: putative pentatricopeptide repeat-containing protein At1g09680
Biological process (GO): mitochondrion organization; RNA processing
Cellular component (GO): mitochondrion
Molecular function (GO): mRNA binding; protein binding
Source: RefSeq, a predicted model, not a curated record
UCAUUUAAAAUCUCUCCGUCUCCAAAAUAGUCUCAGCGCCGGAGAAAGAGAUGUUCAGAAUCAAAAUUCUAAGAAACACAGUCUCUCGAUCUCACCCACAAGCCUUUUCUCGAACAUCGUCUCUCUUAUCGACAUGGUACUCUCCAGAAUCUAUCUCUCCUCCUCCACAAGCAGACGACGACGAUGAUCCAGUUCUCGUCAAACUCUCAAUUGCCAUCAGAGAUUCAAACUCUUCGUUUACGUCAUCCCCCUCUCUCAGGAACCUCCUGCCCUCUCUCACCGCUCGUCACGUCCUCGAUCUCAUCAACCGCAACCCUCUCUCCCUCCCGCACCAUUCCAUCUUCGCUUUCUUCAAAUUCAUCUCAUCCCAGCCUGGGUUUCGCUUCACCGUCGACUCCUACUUCGCCAUGGCUCGUUUCCUCGCCGUCCACAAGAUGUUCGACGAAGCGCAGUCGCUCAUCGCGCUCGUCGUCUCUCGGAAAGGGAAAAACUCAGCUUCUUCUGUUUUCGUUUCUGCGUUGGAAACGAGAGGAAGCGAUUUUCUUGUCGAUGCGUUGAUGAUGGCCUACACUAAUGCAGGGUUCGUACCCGAUGCGAUUCAGUGCUUCAGGCUAUCUCGGAAGCAUAAGUUUACAGUUCCGAUUCGUGGCUGCGGCAGCUUGCUCCAUCGGAUGAUGAAGGUGAACCCUACCGAGACUGUUUGGGGAUUCUAUAUGGAGAUUUUGGAUGCUGGUUAUCCUUCGAAUGUUUACGUUUUCAAUAUCUUGAUGAACAAGUUUUGUAAAGAAGGCAAAAUGUGUGAUGCGCAGAAGGUGUUCGACGAAAUUACUAAGAGGAGUUUGCGUCCUACAGUGGUUAGUUUCAACACUUUGAUUAAUGGGUACUGUAAAGCCGGAAACUUGGAUAAAGGGUUUAGGCUGAAAGAGCGUAUGGAGAGAGGUAGAACACGUGCUGAUGUUUUCACAUAUAGUGCCUUGAUUAAUGCGUUGUGUAAGGAGAACAAAAUGGACGGAGCGCAUGGGUUGUUUGAUGAGAUGUGUGAGAGAGGGUUGAUUCCGAAUGAUGUUGUUUUCACGACUUUGAUUCAUGGUCAUAGUAGGAACGGACGGAUUGACUUGAUGAAAGAAAGUUAUCAGAAGAUGUUAAGUAGAGGUCUUCAGCCUGAUAUUGUUCUGUAUAAUACUUUGGUGAAUGGUUUUUGCAAGAACGGUGAUUUGGUGGCUGCGAGGAACGUUGUUGAUGGAAUGAUUCACAGAGGUCUCAGGCCUGACAAAGUUACGUACACAACUCUUAUAGAUGGGUUUUGUAGAGGAGGAGAUGUAGAUGCAGCGCUGGAGAUAAGGAAGAAAAUGGAUCAGAAUGGGAUAGAACUCGAUAGGGUGGGGUUUUCAGCGCUAAUUUGUGGAAUGUGUAAAGAAGGAAGAGUCGUUGAUGCUGAAAGAGCUUUGAGGGAGAUGCUGCGAGCUGGUAUGAAGCCUGAUGAUGUCAUCUAUACAAUGAUGAUGGAUGCAUUCUGUAAGAAAGGUGAUGUUCAAACCAGUUUCAGAUUGCUUAAAGAAAUGCAGAGAGAUGGGCAUGUUCCUAGUGUUGUGACGUAUAAUGUUCUGCUUAAUGGACUGUGCAAAUUGGGACAGAUGAAGAAUGCUGACAUGUUGCUAGAUGCCAUGCUUAAUAUAGGGGUUGUUCCGGACGACAUCACAUUCAACAUUCUAUUAGAAGGUCACCAUAGACAUGCAAAUUCAUCGAAGCAUUAUAUACCGAAACCUGAGAUAGGGACUGUAGCUGAUUUGGCCUCAUACAAGUCACUAGUCAGUGAGCUCUAUAGAGCUUCAAAAGAACACCGAAACAGAUAAUACCCAAAGAUUGUUCCUGGAUAUACGAGCUAAACUUUUCUAUUAAUCACCAGAGGAUUAGUGUGGAAAAACGGAAGUCCUCUCAUCUUUUGCUGCCUUGUGAUAAGGGUAAGUGGUUCAGAGGGGCAUGAGGGAAAACGACGAAGAAAUCUGAUAAUUGUCGUAGCAUUUUUUAAGGAUGAUCAGUAAGGUACCUUUUGCCGCCUAAGGACAAGCCCAUUUUGUCAGAAACAGACUCUAAAGCUUCCUUCCAUUUCUUGAUCUGUUCCCCGCUUGAACUCUUAGCUAAUCUCCAGAAGUUGCUACCGAACUCAGCCUUUUGGUAUCUCACAGAUGCGGCUUUCACCUUGAAGAAGAU